GCAGAGUUGUGUUGUUUACUGAAGUUAAAGUUGUGCAUGUGCUUUUUUCUCAAGAUUUAUCUUAAAAAUUCAUUGAAACCCGAGUAAUAGCGAGAAAAUCCGACAUCAGGAAUGGAGGAAAACAAGAAAUGCGAUGAGAAACAGUCAGUAGCUGUGCCUAAAGUGGACACUGAUGACGAGAUGGUCGGAGAAUCCGAGGAGUAUAUUUCGGUGUACAGCUUCCUCGUUCCGAUCGAGGAUUACGUGCCAGAGGAAUCUGAAAAACCGGUCAAAGUCUAUCCGAAGUACCUGUUUGGACCAAGUUCGGAUGAGGACAUGGAACCGGAUGACUUUCUGUUCAGAAAGAAACCCAACAAUGAUCAAGAUUUGAAGAUUUUCAAGUACGAUACACAGGAAGCACCAGUCGAGAAGGAAUCACCAAAAGAGAAGAAACCUGCACGGAAGGUUAUCCGGCGAUCUUUUCGCCAACGGAAGUUGCCGGCGCGAUACGACUCGUACGAAAUGGCCCAGGACGAUAAGCCACCGGUGCGUUCCGCGGCCAAGAGAGUCGCUAAGCGCAAAUAGGCCGUGCAUGUCGGCUUGGUAUUUUUUAUCUCACAUUUGACUUUAAAAACUGUUUCGUUUCGUCAGGAUGUUAACUAAUUCGUUGCAUUGUUUUUUACCUUGUAAGUUUCAGAUUCAAACUAAUAAAUAAAUAUGUUGACUUG
Messenger RNA from Culex quinquefasciatus (southern house mosquito), 707 nucleotides. RefSeq lists its product as uncharacterized. The record is from RefSeq and is a predicted model, not a curated record. The transcript is spliced from 2 exons. Lineage: Eukaryota; Metazoa; Arthropoda; Insecta; Diptera; Culicidae. The coding region runs from base 112 to 564 and encodes 150 amino acids.